Tetranychus urticae (two-spotted spider mite) is the source of this 1188-nucleotide messenger RNA. RefSeq lists its product as uncharacterized. The record is from RefSeq and is a predicted model, not a curated record. Lineage: Eukaryota; Metazoa; Arthropoda; Arachnida; Trombidiformes; Tetranychidae.
UGGCCUUUUAUUUGUUUUUGAGUGAUCUUUUGAUAACAUUUUGAUGAUUUCAAGUUUAUAAAUAAAUCCAAUUUGUAAGCUUAUCAAAGCUUUACAAAUGCCAAAUGCCGGUAACUUUUAACUGUUGACCAGUAUUUUGGUUUCUUUGUUUGAAGAUGCUAUUAAAUCUAAUUGUGAUAUCGAGUCAAUUGACUUUCAAAUCUCAUUACAAUUGGAAUAAUUGAUAAGAUUCAAAAGAUCGCCGCACUUUAUUUGCUUGUCCAGUUCAAGAGUCCAAUCUUUUUAGUACAAACAUUUGUACGGGUUUGUCGCAAGAGAGGAAUCUUUACAUUUCAAUUGAUCUGUUGAUCAAAGUUGUUUCGUUUCAACUGUCAUCACGAAUCAUGGAAUCAAAUUGUGAGAGCUUACCUUCAAACACGAUCGUACAUAUUGACAUCAAAGUGGACUCGACUUACAAGGGUAAAGAAGUUGAGGUGAAACCUAAAGAAGAACCCAAAGAAGAACCCAAAGAUCAGCCUAAAGAUCAACCCAAAGAUGAACCUAAAGUAGAUUCUAAAGUAGAUCUUAAGGCUGAACCUAAAGAUGGAGAUAAAUUGGUGCGAGUUGAAAAUGAUCAAUUCAUCCGUUCGAGUGUUCAAAGGGGCAAGAUCAAUUACAAUGCCUGCUGCAACAUAGUUUUUUCUCGACGACCAACUAUGCUUAAGCUACUCGAACCUGAUGCUAAGAUUUUCAAGGGUUUGGAUGAUGUUGUGCCUUGGGAUGAAACCCUUUUACCGCCUUUACCUGAAGAUUUAACACCCAAAGUGAUCGCUUCCAUUAAGAAGGGAAUGUUACUUGGAAAGUUGUACAACAUGCCAAAGUCAACGCUAAAGGAAGUUUAUCCUCGACUAUCGACUGUCAUUAGCGAAAAGCUGGUGCAUGAAAGAGGUUGGGUAAAGAAGAAAAUGUUUCGAUGUCCAUUGUGUCCUAAAGAUUUCCUCAAGAAGACUGCCGCGAGACAUGCUUACACUCACAUUGAACAGUAUCACACCAAGAGUCUAGUUACUUGCAUGAAGUGUCAACUUUCAUUCACCUGCCAAGACAGUGUUUUAAGACAUAAAGCCAGUAAACACAAACACUGUAAACAAACGCCUGAGACUACCAAAUAAAUUUGGUAAAUGCCUGAUUUAUUCAAAAUAAACUUACCUU